Molecule: messenger RNA, 601 nt
Organism: Ictalurus punctatus (channel catfish)
Lineage: Eukaryota; Metazoa; Chordata; Actinopteri; Siluriformes; Ictaluridae
Exons: 5
Coding region: 151-447 (98 amino acids)
Source: RefSeq, a predicted model, not a curated record
CUGCCGGCUCACAGGUCCCCUCUGGCACUUUGAUGAAAGGCAUGGCCGGUCUGUCAGAGCCUGGCGCUGUGUAAAUGGAAUAGAAACGUUCACACUCUUUUCCACUGCCGAUGAUCAGUCCGUCCUGGAGAGCGUCAGAAACCCUGAAGUAUGAGAAUGGAGGGGAGAAACAUCACAGUGCUACAGCGUGGCAACUUCUCACAGGUGAUCCCUCCAGCCCCUGCAUGGCUAUCCCUUACUUCACAGAGAAACGGCUCGUUGGUGGCAUCUCCGGCCCCGAUCACUGAGAGACCCAAACGCAGUGGGAUCGUACCAGGUCUCAUAGCUGCAGGGAUCUUUAUAAUGUUGCUGCUGGCUCUCUACACCGCUCUGUGGAAAUGCAUGGUGUCUCCACCCAAAAGGGGGAAAAGGAAACGGAUCUUAAAGGGAACCAAUGCAACAGUGUGACCUCACAGGUGUCAGGCUUUUCCAGGAGCCGUCUUUUUUUUUUUAUUACGAGCAGGCGUCUUUAACGAACGGGUGUUUUAGGCGUGGCUCUUUAAAAACCCUCUGGUGACCUGCACUGUUCUGUUGGACAAUAAAAGGGUUCUUUUAGACUUUA